AUGCAUUUGAUGUACACAUUAGGCCAAGAUGGCAAGAGAAUUUACACUUUGAAGAAGGUUACUGAAGAUGGUGAAAUUACAAAAUCUGCUCAUCCAGCCAGAUUCUCUCCAGAUGACAAAUAUUCUAGACAAAGAGUCACUUUAAAGAAGAGAUAUGGUUUGCUACCAACUCAAUAG
Naumovozyma castellii is the source of this 177-nucleotide messenger RNA. It is a transcript of the gene NOP10, whose product is annotated as snoRNP complex protein NOP10. The record is from RefSeq and is a predicted model, not a curated record. The transcript has a single exon. NCBI's taxonomy places the organism in Eukaryota, Fungi, Ascomycota, Saccharomycetes, Saccharomycetales, Saccharomycetaceae. Bases 1 to 177 code for a protein of 58 amino acids.